AUGGCCUUUGAGGAGUACCUCGAAGGGUCCCUUCAAAAGGAGCUGCCACAGGACGCUGAGAAAAGGACAAUGCACUUGGCCCCAGAGCAUCAGGGGAAACAGGAUCUGUCUGAUUGCUGUCAGCUGAUUGGCCAGUUCAGUAUGCUCCUCCCCCUUCUCGUCCUCUAUAUGGCUGCUCUGAGUCACAUGACAGGGGCAGCUCUCACCUCUAUGCAGCACAACAUCACAGACUGUCCAAUUAUUGUCUAUGGAAAAGAAUACAAAACAGUUUAUGUGAGCGAGUAUACUGGUUCAGUGUUCUUCUGUUUUGAUGGGUUCGCUGGAUCUUCUCAGGGGGACUGUCUGCUUACUCCGAGUUCAGGGGUGGGCUCAGUGUCUCUAUCUCUGUCCCAGGACCAAGUUAACGGCUCCUCUCCUCAGUACCCCUCUGCCCUUGGGGUCCAAGGAAAUGCCCCCUGCUCAGUCCAGUUUAACAUAGUGGAUGUAAACAACACAUCAAUGUUCAUUAUGUCUCUGUCUCUGUUUGGGGGGAUCUAUGGAGUUGCAGCAGUGACUGGACCUGCACCCAGAGACUUGUUAUUGGUGAUCAGUCCUGAGACCAGCACAGUGGACUCUACAAAUGUCACAUUAGCAAUUACCGAGUUAUCUCUUAGUGGAUGUAGAGACCAAGGUGUGGUCCUGCUCAGAGACUCUAAGGCCUGUCUGUCUGAUGGCUCUCUGGGAAUCUGCAGUGAUUCUAAUCUCCUGAGCUCAGAGCCGUGCAACCACUGCCACAACGCACAGUGUCUACUCAGUCAGUGGUGCUCAGUGACUGGCUUCAGCAUCAUUGACAUUUCGGGGGUCCUCACCUCAAUCCCGGACCGAUGUGGGUACUCCCUCCUUUCCAGAGGGGACGGGGGACUACAGCUGGAGGCAGUGUUUAGGGACCGCCGCAGGAGGGACGUAAGUCUGCUGGACCACCUCCUCCUCACUGUCGGCUCCACUCACAUCCACAUCGGACAGGGAGGAGUCAAGAUGAAUGGUUCUUUUGUGAACAUCAGCACAGCUCAGAUGCCUGAAGGACUUAACAUCUCCAGAACCUCAUCUGACGUUUCUGUAGUUUACAGACAAGAGUUUGAACUGCUCUUUGAUGGACUUUCCACUCUCAUCUUCCUCACAGGGUUAAACGUUUCCACAGCGACUGGUUUAUGUGUCAAUGCUACAAUGGAUCUGAACAGUGCAAAGUCAUCUAACCUCAGUAAAGAUGGAUGUGAGAAAGCCCACACAGAUGUUCAAGAUCCCACCAUCAACUGUGAAGCUGCAACUGAACACUGUAACCUCCUGAACAGCACUGCAUUUGCAAUGUGCCAUGCCCACAUUGACCCCACCCCCUUCAUCAACUCGUGCAAUCGGACCCUCUGCAUUUACCCCUCUGUCGAUGGGCUUCAGUGCAGCUUCCACCAAACCUACGAGACCCUUUGCUCACGCGCCAAUGUCACCCUGUCCAACUGGGAGACUGAGGCCCAGUGUGUUGAUAAAAGUGGCCUGUGCUUGGACACUUACUGCAGUGAAAAUGAGUUUUGUGGAGUUGACCUGAACGAAGAGAUGUGCCUCUGUCGCGCUGUGUUUGUUGAAAAAUACAAAUCCAACAAGACGCUUGGUGAGCCGACGGUGUGCGGGGAGAACUCGGCCUCGGUGUAUCUGAUUGGGUGUCUCCUGAACGAGAAGAGGGUCAAAUACUCAGAGCUCCACCUGAAUGACCCAAACUGCAAAGGCCAGCUGGAUCCACAAACUCACCUGAUCAAGUUUGGGUUUGACAACAUCAACUUCUGCAGCACAGAGGUCACGACCGAGAACAGUCAGAUGAUUUUUAAGAACACAAUCCGGAUGAAGAACCAGACGGGGAUGGUGACGCGCCAGGAUCAGUUCACUGUGGACUUCUCCUGUUACUACAUCCAACCUGAGAUCAAGACAGUGGCCCUCCGCAUCAGAGAUAGUUCGGUGGUGCAGACAAUCGUAUCAGGGGUCUGGUCCUACAACCUGACCAUGAAGGCUUAUCUGGACUGGUCUCGGACUCUGCCCAUUCUGCCUGAGACCAUCUUGCAUCUGGACCAGACUGUCUGGGUCCAGCUCAACACCUCGGGUUUGGACUACACCCUCGUCUCCGUGGUAACAGAGUCCUGCUGGGCCACCCGUAAUCCACAGCCCAACAGCACGCCCAGAUACGACCUAGUCAUACACGGUUGUGCAAACCCGAAGGACCACACGGUGAAGGUGGAGGGCAACGGUCGCAACACCUCAAACUUCUUCUCCUUUAACAUGUUCCAGUUUAAAGAGAGCUCUGACAUGUUCCUCCACUGCGAAGUCAAACUCUGCACCCACAAGAGCUCCUGUGUGCCGAACUGUGGAUCCAGACGCCGCAGGUCUGUUUAUGACGACCCAAAUCCUGCUGUCAUCACCAUGUCCUGGUCCAACUAA
Periophthalmus magnuspinnatus is the source of this 2457-nucleotide messenger RNA. RefSeq lists its product as uncharacterized. The record is from RefSeq and is a predicted model, not a curated record. The transcript has 19 exons. NCBI's taxonomy places the organism in Eukaryota, Metazoa, Chordata, Actinopteri, Gobiiformes, Gobiidae. Bases 1 to 2457 code for a protein of 818 amino acids.